CCAAGUCUAUAAUGUCAAGGACAAACUAUGAUACACUAAGAGGCUUUUAGAGGAAUGGGCCCAUAAACCUAUCCCAUAUAUUUAUACCCAUAGUUUGGUAACUUAUGGAGAGUACAAUCAAUAUACUGUACUUUAUUAGUCUCAUACACUGGACAUGACCUUCAGGGCACCGGCACCUUAUGCAAUCAAUCAAAUGCUAAGACGACUGACUGUCUCUCUGUAAACAAGAUUUAAGAAGAAAAGCAAAAAAAGAAGAAGAGAAACAAAACUCAUUUAUAAGACACAAAUCAUUUGUGUGGACAACAAAAGUGGCCGAUAUUUGACUUCAACAAUAUAUCAACUGAAGAAAUUGUGUCCAAAAAUAUUAUGUGUUUUGCUGUGAAAAUUCAAUUAUUUUGAUUCAUUAAAUUUGACGUGAAUUUUACAUAUAAGUGAUGUGUUGUGUUGUGUGAUUUGAAUCGCUAUCUAAACCUACAGUCAGUGACCAAUUAGCCAAUCAGUGCCCUAAACAAUGGCCCAGAAGAGGAAUAUGACAACAAGUCAAGUGAUAAUGCAUUUGAUUUGUAAACUACUGAUAACUUUAGUUAUUCAUCAAUUAUGUCAUCAAAAUGUCUCAGCGUCGGGUGUUUUCGAGUUUAGACUAAUUUCAUUCAUAAAUGAUUUAAGUCGCGAUGCCAUCGGUAACUGUUGCGGGAAUGCCAUCAAAACGGACGAUAAUCACGAAGUAUGUCAAGAAAAGUGUCACACAUUCUUUCGAGUGUGUCUUAAGCACUACCAGACCAACAUUGAUCCCAGUCCUCCCUGUACUUAUGGUGAGGUCAUUACAAAUGUUGUCAACAACAGUACCGUUUCUUUUACUGAUAACGACACCAUUCGAUUCCCGUUUAAUUUUUCGUGGCCGGGAACCUUUUCAUUGAUAGUGGAGGCCUGGCAUAACGCUUCUGCAUCAUCAAUGUCCACAUCGUCUCGAGCCGUGACAAAGACAAUGACCCGAACUUUGAUCACACGUCUGGCAAUGUCUCGGUAUCUUAAAGUGGACUCCAAGUGGACACAAAAGAGUGCACUCAAUAACCAAACUUCACUAAACUACUGGUACAGAGUCACGUGUCAGGAGAACUAUUUCGGUGACUACUGUGAUGUGCUCUGUAAGGCCAGAGACGACAAGUACGGACACUUCACAUGUGGUCCUAACGGCGAAAAGCUUUGCUAUCAGGGCUGGUACGGCAACUAUUGUGAAAAAGCAAUCUGUAGGGAAGGUUGUAAUGCCACGAAUGGCGAGUGCUCUCAACCCAGUGAAUGCAAUUGUAGAUAUGGAUGGGAAGGCCAUAACUGCAACCAGUGCACCAAAUACCCGGGCUGUUUGCACGGCUACUGUUCCAAGCCGUGGGAGUGUUUGUGUGAUGAGGGAUGGGGUGGAUUGCUCUGUAAUCAAGAUUUGAAUUAUUGUACUAACCAUAAGCCGUGUAAGAACGGUGGUUCCUGUACUAACACUGGACAGGGAUGGUAUACAUGCGAAUGUCGUCCGGGAUAUACCGGCAAAAAUUGUGAACAAGAAGUUGAUAGUUGUGCCCAAAUUCCCUGUGCUAACGGAGCCACAUGUAAAAGUACGACACCAAACAACUAUACGUGUGAGUGUCCAUUAGGAUUCACUGGGAAGCACUGUGAAAUAAUGGCCAGUGCCUGUCCUAAUAAUCCCUGUGCUAAUGGGGGUACUUGUGUGGAUGGUCCGAGCGGUUACUUGUGUAUCUGUAAAGCCGGUUAUGAAGGCGACAAAUGUGAGGUCAAGCAAACUGAUUGUGAUCCCAACCCGUGUUUUAAUGGGGGCAGUUGUAUGGCCACAGAUGAUGAAAGCUACAGCUGUCAGUGUAAGGCCGGCUAUACUGGCGAUAACUGCGAGAUAAACAUCAAUGACUGUGAAGUGAAUCCGUGUCUGAAUGGUGGCACCUGUAUUGAUGAAGUUAACGCAUUCCGGUGUUUAUGUGUUCCGGGAUUUGUUGGUGAUUUGUGUCUCAUUGAUGUCGAUGACUGUUUGGCUAAACCGUGUUCUAAUGGAGGAACUUGUCAAGACUUGAUCAAUGAUUACCAGUGCACGUGUGCUCUGGGAUAUACAGGCAAAGACUGUUCCGUCAAUGUCAACGACUGUGAGUCGAGUCCGUGUCUUAAUGGCGGCACUUGUGUUGAUAGAGUGCAAGAGUAUGAAUGUCAGUGUACUGUUGGYUAUUCUGGACAACGAUGUGAGCACUCAUUGGUUAUAUUUAACAUCGAAAGCAGUCUCAACAACUCGACUCCAUUACCUAUGACUGUGAUUGACGGCGAAAGAGCCGAAGCUCUCUCAUCAAAACAGCUUAUUAUCAUUGGCUUAGUGUCGGCAUCAGUUCCCUUGUUGGCCAUUAUAGCCACCAUUUCAAUAAUUGUGUGCAAACACCAUAAGAGUCGACUAACGAAACAAAGUAAGAGAGACGAAGAAGAAGCCCGUCGUCAAAAUGAGCAAAAUUUUAUGACUUCUAUGAACAACAAGUGUACAGAAGGAGGGGUGAGCUUAGCACCGGGUGCUAAUGUGAUAGUCAAUACACUGGACAAACCAUCUUUCCAUUCAUCACUGAAUCAUUUAAAUCGCGGCAAAAGUGCGACUCUCAGUAAAUUAACAAAUCAUGAGAUAUAUGACUCAAAACAAAAUAUAAUUUAUUCAAAUCCACGAAUGUCUGUGAAUGAAAAGUUAUCGGCGACUAACUAUCAGUCGCUAAUAAAGACUAAAUCAAACAACAAUUAUAAUAAUAAUAAGUUGUUAAACACUGAAUUAUCUCAGAAAGCACUCGGAGGUGGUGUURGUGUGUCCUUUGGGCCACAAACAGCCAAAGUGCUGGUUGAUAACAGGCCUCACUCUGUUAUUGCACAACACAAUGAAGUGAACAACAGUCGGAAAAAUAUUGUGGAUCUCAUAUAUGACAACAACAAUCUCUUAAAUGUUGUCAAUCAGUCGCCAAAUGCCAAACAACAGGCUUGUCAUACAAAUCAUUGCCGGUUUUAGAGUGACUUAGACUAACAUAUAGAGUAUUAUAGAACUGUUGUAUAUGUUUGUUAUGGGAUCGGUAUUACCCGACUUCUAUAUAACAAACAAAAUUACUAUUUAUUAUUAUUAUUAUUAUUAAU
Oppia nitens is the source of this 3150-nucleotide messenger RNA. Its product is annotated as delta-like protein 1. Gene Ontology annotation, molecular function: calcium ion binding. The transcript is spliced from 10 exons. The record is from RefSeq and is a predicted model, not a curated record. Gene Ontology annotation, cellular component: plasma membrane; protein-containing complex. NCBI's taxonomy places the organism in Eukaryota, Metazoa, Arthropoda, Arachnida, Sarcoptiformes, Oppiidae. Gene Ontology annotation, biological process: heterophilic cell-cell adhesion; multicellular organism development; Notch signaling pathway. The coding region runs from base 512 to 3028 and encodes 838 amino acids.